This is a messenger RNA of Diorhabda sublineata, 1034 nucleotides long. RefSeq lists its product as uncharacterized. The coding region runs from base 142 to 996 and encodes 284 amino acids. Lineage: Eukaryota; Metazoa; Arthropoda; Insecta; Coleoptera; Chrysomelidae. The transcript is spliced from 2 exons. The record is from RefSeq and is a predicted model, not a curated record.
AUACCAUACCUUAGGGUAUGUUCUGUGCUCUGGACUUUGAUGUACUGAAUAAAAUAAGCGAUUAUUAUAACCUAAUAUUUAUUAUUCUACUUUUGUCAACAAAAAUUUGUUGCUAAAUGGCUUGGUUGGUAUAAAUAAAACAUGACUAGUACUCCGGAACCAGGAAUAGUAGACAUUUUAUCUAAACUUGAUGAGGAUAAUCUAUUAUCAUUAGCAAAAACUGUUACUCAAGGUCUAUUAAAAAUAAACACCACAGAAGAGGCAAUAAAAGGCAUUUUAAAAUAUUCACCAGAUGCAAUAAGUAUUUUAAGAAGAAAGUCAAUCACCAGAGAAGUAUUAUUUUCAUACUUAGAUGACAGAAAUGUAAUGGUAAGACUACCUAUAACAAAAAAUGAACUCAUAGAUAAAAUUCUUGAAUAUUGGAAUGAAUCUGCAUCUGGGAUCAAUCCUGAAAAUAAAUCUAUUAGUUGUAGAAAUAAUGAAGACAGUUUGAGUAAUUCUAAAAAAAAUGAAAAUAGUAUCACUGCUCUUGCUGAACAAUUUGCUGGUUGGUUCUUUCAGCUUCUAAAUAAUAAUAAUGUUGGAGCUGAACAUUUCUAUGCAGAUGCAAAACUGAAAAUCAAUAUGUUAUCAAAUGAUGAUCAUAAUACAAUAAGUAUUGAGAACAACCCCGAAAAUAUAGCACAUGAAUUAUUAAAUGUUAGAAUGCAGCAUAAUCUUUAUUUUAAUCCAAAUAUUAGCAAAGAAGGUACCCAAGGAAGGAUGAAUCCGCAUGGGUUAGUGAUGGUUCUUGUGUGUGGUACACUUCAUGUCCAAGAAACAUGUGUAGGAGUAUUCGAACAAGUGUUUGCAUUGGCUAGGGACCCUUUCAGUGAUAAUAAUUGGAAGAUUAAAAGUACUGAAAUGAAUUUACGGAGUAAUAAUGCAGUUCAUAGACUACCACGUUUAUGUGAAAGUGAAUUAACCUCUAACUUAUUAACACUUCCUUCUAGUUAAUAAAUUUAAUUAAGUCAAAUAAAAUAUUUAUUUCUGUA